This is a messenger RNA of Grammomys surdaster, 678 nucleotides long. It is a transcript of the gene Zmat4, whose product is annotated as zinc finger matrin-type 4. Gene Ontology annotation, molecular function: nucleic acid binding; zinc ion binding. The coding region runs from base 1 to 678 and encodes 225 amino acids. Lineage: Eukaryota; Metazoa; Chordata; Mammalia; Rodentia; Muridae. The transcript has 5 exons. The record is from RefSeq and is a predicted model, not a curated record.
AUGAAGUCCUCCGAUAUCGAUCAGGAUUUAUUUACAGACAGUUACUGCAAGGUGUGCAGUGCACAGCUGAUCUCCGAGUCCCAGCGGGUGGCCCAUUAUGAGAGUCGAAAACAUGCCAGCAAAGUCCGACUAUACUACAUGCUUCACCCCAGGGAUGGUGGGUGUCCUGCCAAGAGGCUCCGAGCGGAAAAUGGGAGCGACGCUGACAUGGUGGAUAAGAAUAAGUGCUGUACACUCUGUAACAUGUCCUUUACCUCAGCCGUGGUGGCCGACUCACAUUACCAAGGCAAAAUCCAUGCCAAAAGGAUAAAACUGCUGCUAGGAGAGAAACCUCCAUUGAAAACCACAGCCGCACCACUGAGUUCACUUAAGGCCCCUCGAGUGGACACGGCCCCCGUGGUCACAUCUCCCUAUCAAAGAAGGGACUCAGACAGGUACUGUGGUCUCUGCGCAGCCUGGUUUAAUAAUCCUCUGAUGGCCCAGCAGCAUUACGACGGCAAGAAACACAAAAAGAACGCAGCACGGGUCGCCUUGCUAGAGCAGCUCGGAACGUCUCUGGAUCUGGGAGAACUCAGAGGUCUGAGACGCACUUACAGAUGUACCACCUGCAGUGUGUCGCUCAACUCCAUAGAACAGUACCAUGCACACCUGCAAGGAUCAAAGCAUCAGACCAAGUAG